Messenger RNA from Oldenlandia corymbosa var. corymbosa, 1227 nucleotides. Lineage: Eukaryota; Viridiplantae; Streptophyta; Magnoliopsida; Gentianales; Rubiaceae. The record is from the annotation of a GenBank genome assembly.
AUGCAGAGAUUAAAACUUCUGAAGCCAUUGAAGCAUGCUUUGCUGAGCCCAAAUGGCUGUUUGGUGAAUCAAACUAGAAGUGCUUAUGCUCUUCCUAGUUAUACUCUCCUGGACCAUCUUCAAGAACAGGUUUUAGUAGAAGGGAGAGCAAAGGCAAGAGCAGCCAUACUCAAUAGACCAUCUGCCCUUAAUGCCAUUACUACUGAUAUGGUGUCUCGCUUGAAUAAAUUGUACGAGUCUUGGGAAGAAAAUACAGAUAUUGGAUUCGUCCUGAUGAAGGGUAGUGGCAAGGCAUUCUGUGCUGGAACAGAUGUUGUGUUGCUUCAUCAGUUAAUAAAUGAAGGGAAGAUUGAUGAGUGUAAGGUUUUAUUCGAGACUCUGUAUAAGUUUGUCUACCUCCUGGGAACAUAUCUCAAGCCUCAUGUGGCUAUUUUGGAUGGCAUCACAAUGGGAGGUGGAGCGGGUAUUUCGCUCCCUGGAAUGUUCCGUCUUGUGACGGAUAAAACUAUUUUUGCUUCACCAGAAGCUCAAAUUGGUUUUCAUCCUGAUGCAGGGGCUUCCUAUUAUCUCUCUCGUCUUCCUGGUUAUUUAGGAGAAUAUCUGGCUCUAACAGGAGACAAGCUAAACGGCGUAGAAAUGAUGGCUUGUGGACUUGCUACACACUAUUCCCUAAAAGAAAGGCUUCCUUGGAUUGAAGAACGUCUCGGUAAAUUGAUAACAGAUGAUCGUUCUGUUGUUGAAAGUUGUCUUGCUCAAUAUGGUGAUCUUGUCUACCCAGAUCGGAGGAGCAUUCUUCAUAAGUUAGAUAAAAUUGAUAAAUGCUUUGGCCGGGAUACUGUUGAGGAAAUUGUAGAUGCUCUGAGAGAAGAAGAGGCAGUGGACCGUUCUGAUGAUUGGUGCAAAGCAACACUAAAAAAAAUAAAGGAAGCUUCACCCUUGAGCCUAAAAGUUACUUUACAAUCUGUUCGAGAAGGUAGAUUUCAACCUCUAGAUCAGUGUCUAGUGAGAGAGUACCGGAUAUCAUUAAAUUGUAUUUCAAAACGUGUUUCCAAUGACUUUUGUGAGGGUGUUCGUGCACGAUUGGUUGACAAGGACUUUGGUCCAAAGUGGGAUCCUCCAAUCCUGGAAGAUGUCACCAAGGACAUGGUAGAUGCCCAUCUUCUUCCAUUGAGUGAAUUCGAACCGGAUCUAAACUUGCCUACGUCUGUGCGAGAGCCUUCUGCAUAA